AGUGAAAGCUGGGGAAAGUGCUUUUUUUUUUUGUUUGGAUUGGAUGUCUACAUUGUUUAUACGACUACCAGCGAAGAAUGUAUUCCGCAACGUGUGAAGCUCCCGUAAAUAUGGCCCUUGUGAAAUACUGGGGCAAAAGAAACGAGGAACUGAUACUGCCCAUCAAUGACUCCAUCAGCAUGACACUUGACGCAAAUGAGAUGUCGGCAAAAACAACCGUUGCUGCUUCCGAGAGUUUUAAACAAAAUCGCAUGUGGCUGAAUGGUGAGGUCGUUCCAUUUGAGGAUAACGCACGUCUCAUGCGUUGCCUUGAAGGCGUGCAGCGCUUGGCACUGGCCAACGGCGGUCUCAAAUUUCCCCUCUCAUGGAAACUACACAUUGCAUCCUACAACAAUUUCCCCACUGCAGCUGGCCUGGCUUCGAGUGCAGCCGGAUACGCCUGCUUAGUGUACACGCUGGCACGCCUAUACGAGAUACCAAUGAACGAGCAGCUUACAACGAUUGCACGCCAGGGCAGCGGUUCCGCCUGCCGCAGCUUACACGGCGGCUUCGUGCAAUGGCAUCGAGGAAUAGAGGAUGAUGGCAGCGAUUCGAUUGCCGAGCAACUGGUGACCGCCGAACAUUGGCCCAACAUGCACAUGCUCAUACUGGUAGUGAACGAUGCACGCAAGAAGACGGGCUCCACAAAAGGCAUGCAAAGUGCCGUGGAGACAUCAGCAUUAAUACAACAUCGUGCCACAACGAUUGUGCCGCAACGUAUCAAAGAACUGAGGACGGCGAUUCAAGCGCGAGACUUUAAGACGUUCGCCGAGCUGACGAUGAGGGAUUCAAAUCAAUUGCACGCCAUUGCGUUGGACACUUAUCCGCCUUGUAUUUACAUGAAUGAUGUGUCGCAUGCGAUAGUGAAUUUCGUGCAUGAUUACAACGAAUCCGUUGGAGAAGUGAAGGCAGCCUAUACCUUCGAUGCUGGACCCAACGGAUGCCUCUAUGUGUUGGCUGAAAAUGUGGCGCCUCUCUUGGCAGCCAUUCAGGUGGCAUUCCCCAACGAUGCCCAGCAAAGUGUCGAGUACUUGAAAGGCAUUCCAGUGCCACCAAUUGAGCUCAAGAAGGUGGCCACAAAUGGAAUUGCGGAACAUGUCAAUCCCAAGAAUCUGCUGAAAUACAUCAUUCAUACCAAGAUCGGAGACGGACCAAGACAGCUCAGCGAUGAAAAGAGCCUUUUAAUCGACGGUUUGCCACUGCCUAAAUAACUUUUGUUAUCCAGUAUUUUUGCGGUCACAAAUUGCGAAGGUUUUAGCUAAUUUAUAGUUCUAUAACGGGUUGGGUUGGGAGCCUUCGAAUCUUAAUUUAUUUUACCUUACUUUAAGGUAGCUCAACAUUGACACUUUUUUACCUUUGCACCUUCAUUGUAUUUAUUUUGUUGUUAACCCAUUUGCAAUAAACAUUUUUCCUGUACUUUGUUAUCUUA
Drosophila nasuta is the source of this 1468-nucleotide messenger RNA. It is a transcript of the gene Mvd, whose product is annotated as mevalonate diphosphate decarboxylase. Gene Ontology annotation, cellular component: cytosol. Gene Ontology annotation, molecular function: diphosphomevalonate decarboxylase activity. Gene Ontology annotation, biological process: isopentenyl diphosphate biosynthetic process, mevalonate pathway; isoprenoid biosynthetic process. Bases 78 to 1250 code for a protein of 390 amino acids. The transcript has a single exon. Lineage: Eukaryota; Metazoa; Arthropoda; Insecta; Diptera; Drosophilidae. The record is from RefSeq and is a predicted model, not a curated record.